Messenger RNA from Sorex araneus (European shrew), 2254 nucleotides. RefSeq names its product potassium channel tetramerization domain containing 15 (gene KCTD15). The coding region runs from base 282 to 1133 and encodes 283 amino acids. The transcript is spliced from 7 exons. Gene Ontology annotation, molecular function: protein binding. The record is from RefSeq and is a predicted model, not a curated record. Gene Ontology annotation, biological process: protein homooligomerization. NCBI's taxonomy places the organism in Eukaryota, Metazoa, Chordata, Mammalia, Eulipotyphla, Soricidae.
GUGGGUGGGGGGAGGGUUGGGGGCGAGAGAGAAAGUAACUCCAGGACGAGACCGGAGCGACCCGCUCUGAGCGAGCACAGGCGGCGAGGCUGCUCCCGGCGCCCGACACCGGCUGCUGCGGGGGGCGGGGGCGCCCGAUCAGCCGCUCCGGCUCCGAGGGGUCUCAGGGACAGGGGCCUGGUCCAGCGCAGAUGAGUUUGCGGAAGAGAGCACUGGAGGUUCGGGUCCAGGCGUAAAGCCUGGGGCUUCCAAUGAUACUCUGGGCCGCGAUGGAAGCCUAGAUGCCUCACCGCAAGGAGCGGCAGAGCGGGUCCUCGCAUCACGCCCAAGGCUGCGCCGGCACCGCGGAAGGAGGAAGCAUGUCCCGGCUGUCUCUGACCCGGUCGCCCGUGUCUCCCCUGGCGGCCCAGGGGAUCCCCCUGCCCGCCCAGCUCACCAAGUCCAACGCGCCUGUCCACAUCGACGUGGGCGGGCACAUGUACACCAGCAGCCUGGCCACGCUCACCAAGUACCCCGACUCCAGGAUCAGCCGCCUCUUCAAUGGCACUGAGCCCAUCGUCCUGGACAGUUUGAAGCAACAUUAUUUCAUUGACCGGGACGGGGAGAUUUUCCGCUACAUUCUGAGCUUCCUGCGGACCUCGAAACUGCUGCUCCCGGAGGAUUUCAAGGACUUCCACCUGCUGUACGAGGAGGCGCGCUACUACCAGCUGCAGCCCAUGGUGCGCGAGCUGGAGCGCUGGCAGCAGGAGCAGGAGCAGCGGCGCCGCGGCCGGGCCUGCGACUGCCUGGUGGUGCGGGUCACGCCGGACCUGGGCGAGCGCAUUGCGCUCAGCGGCGAGAAGGCCCUCAUCGAGGAGGUCUUCCCCGAGACGGGCGACGUCAUGUGCAACUCGGUCAACGCCGGCUGGAACCAGGACCCCACGCACGUCAUCCGCUUCCCCCUCAAUGGCUACUGCCGGCUCAACUCGGUGCAGGUCCUGGAGCGGCUCUUCCAGCGUGGGUUCACCGUGGCUGCGUCGUGCGGCGGCGGUGUGGACUCGUCGCAGUUCAGCGAGUACGUGCUGUGCCGGGAGGAGCGGCGGCCGCAGCCCACCCCCACCGCCGUGCGGAUAAAGCAGGAGCCCCUGGACUAGGUCCUGCCGCCUGCCCGCAGACGGUGCCCGCCGACGGCUGGGCAUGAGACUGGCAGUGGGGCUGGAGGGGCCGGAGCUGGCCCAGGAAGCCCCCCGGUGCUCUCCCUGUGGGACACGAGGUGCCACAGGCACGCGGGUGCCUGUCCGGGGACUGUCGGCGGCACCUAGAGAAGCGCCGUGGGAACUCCGCCACCGGUUCCCCCGGCCCGGUGUGGCGCCCCCGAGGCUGCAGGGCCUCCACCGGCAGGGCGCUGCCUCCUUUGCCACGUGGGCAGGCGCCGAGGCCCGUCGGCGCCGGAGAUGGCUUAUUUUUCUACAGUAUUUAAGACAGAAGCAACCAUAGCGGCACAAGGCCGAGAGGCCGACAAGGACCCCGCUUCUUUAUCUGGUGCUCAGUUCUCAACUGGACCUGCGACUCUCGGGGUUGGGGGGUGGGGCCCUGUGCUAGGGACAGACCUGGGCAUGGCAGCGUGGUGGGUGGGAGGGAAGGAGAGGGGCCGGGGCUUCUGGAGCCAUCCGAGAACUCGACUGUGGCUGCCCCAGGCCCUGGCUGACCUCACACCUGCACGUGUCCAGCCCUCCUUGUGUGCAGGCAUUCCUGGGCUCCUUCCCCAGGGCCACAGCAAUCCUUACCUCAGGCAUGGGCCCCCGUAGUGAAGGGGUGAAGGGGCCAGGCCAUCAGCAGCGCCCUCUGGGUCCCCAGCUCAGGAAGUGUCCCCAGCUCCAUUUUUUUUUCCUCCAUACUAAUAUGCACACUGAAUUUUAAUGAACUCUUGUUAUACUAGCCUGCCCAUGAGACCCAUUCACAGGCAGACCCUGGGCUCCCCGGGCCCCCCUGUUCCCACGAGGACUGGCCCGAGGGUGUUCUCACAGACCUGCUGCCUCCCAGAUGACAGGCCCAGAGAUGGACACCCCAAUUUUGUCACGCUUCCCGAGGAACCAGGAGAACUACUCACGGGUGGGGCUUCCUGGCGGCCCCGCCCUCUGUCCGAUGCCUGUAGACCUGUAUAUGACUCCUUUAAUAUUGUAAAGAUGCUGAUGUACAACUGUCAUGUGUUUGUGUGAACACAUUGCGUUCCUAGUUCAUGCCAUAAAUGAUGCUAUCGAGCAAACGACUGAGG